Phymastichus coffea is the source of this 1073-nucleotide messenger RNA. RefSeq names its product carbohydrate sulfotransferase 11-like. Gene Ontology annotation, cellular component: membrane. Gene Ontology annotation, biological process: carbohydrate biosynthetic process. Gene Ontology annotation, molecular function: sulfotransferase activity. The record is from RefSeq and is a predicted model, not a curated record. NCBI's taxonomy places the organism in Eukaryota, Metazoa, Arthropoda, Insecta, Hymenoptera, Eulophidae. The transcript is spliced from 5 exons. The coding region runs from base 4 to 1065 and encodes 353 amino acids.
GCUAUGUUGCUAAGACCGCAGUACACUUGCUUUUUAAUAGCUUUCGUCGCUUGCAUCGGCGUUAAUUUACUCAUCAUUCGAAUCCAAAGUUCUUACGUGCCCAGCAGCGUUUUAGCUUCUCUGCAAGCCUACAACUCGGAUUUGUCGAGAGAGCUGUUCGAUACAAGUAUUGUUAAUGUAGAACGGGACAAAAUCACUGCUUUACCAUCGCUAAGAGCUGAUCGGAAUCUUUCGACUCAUUCAAAGCAAGUUUUGGAUAUCUGCGCAGAGAACAAUUUGAGAACAGCGGUCACGAGGAGAAAUUUUUUGUACAGCUCUGAAAAUCAUGGCUUGUAUUGUUGGAUCAGGAAAGCCGGCUCGACGAGCUUUACUAAAUUAUUCACUGAUAUGAAGCACCGAAGGCGCUCGGGAAAUUAUUACAGAGAAAUUCCGUUUCUGUCUCCAAAAAUACAACUUUCGUUGAAAAGUCUGAUAAAAAAUCCGCGAAUAUUUAAGCUGCUGGUAGUGAGACAUCCAUUCGAGAGAAUAGUUUCCGCAUACAGAGAUCGAAUAGAAGACAAUAGCAAGUACACAGCUCAGUCCUGGAUUCACGUUCCAAAAAUAUUUCACCUAACGAGACCUGAUUUAUUUGUCACUGUUGGUAUGUUUGACCGAUCAUUAUCGAGAAUAUUCCACGAAGACAAGAGACUAAAAUUAGUGCCAACUUUUCAAGAAUUCAUAACGUGGCUGCUACUGCAGGAUUCAACUAAAGAUGAUCCACAUUGGAAUCAGUAUUUCAGGCACUGUUCACUUUGCUCGGUGCGUUUUGAUUAUGUUCUCAAGCUGGAUAACUACACCAAAAAAGAAGUCGAUUAUAUCUUUGACAAAUUACAUUUGAAUAAUCAGUUGAGCUAUUUACCAAAGUUAGAACAGUCAAGGAAAGGAAUAACAAAUUUCGACGUAGCUUGCAAUUAUUUUAAGAAUCUAUCUAAGGAAGCAGUUGUCAAUUUAUAUGAAAAAUAUAGAAUCGAUUUUGAAAUGUUUAAUUAUGAGUUUAGCAAGUACUUCGAAUGCACAGGAGACUAAAUAAACAU